Molecule: messenger RNA, 906 nt
Organism: Talaromyces stipitatus ATCC 10500
Lineage: Eukaryota; Fungi; Ascomycota; Eurotiomycetes; Eurotiales; Trichocomaceae
Exons: 2
Coding region: 1-906 (301 amino acids)
Biological process (GO): protein N-linked glycosylation
Cellular component (GO): Golgi membrane
Molecular function (GO): glycosyltransferase activity
Source: RefSeq, a predicted model, not a curated record
AUGAAUGCCCCUUUCAUUCAUCCAAUAACUGCCCCGUACUUUUCGACAUAUGAGGGAUACAAUUUCACCUUGAAGAAUGACCCCAUAUGGACAAAACCAUUGGGCAAGGAUCUGUGUGUCGUGGACAUUGACAAUCGGCCGUUCUCGAAGAAACAUGAGCUUUUCAAUGAACAACCCCUCAAUUGGGACUCAUUCGACAAGUUUUCAGCUGGUCUUUUAAAUCAUUAUCUUUAUGCAAUGAUCCACGGAUAUAGAUAUGCCUUCGUCCAUCUUGCACAAAAGCCAUCAGAUCGCUAUAUGUCUUGGGCCAAAGUACCCGCCGUCAUCGAGCACCUAAAAGAAUGCAAAUAUCUCCUAAAUGUCGAAGCAGAUGCCAUCUUCAAAGAGCUCACAUUACCCAUGGAAUGGCAAAUGAACUAUUGGAACUUCACCAAAAACACCAAAGUCGCAAUCCCUUCCGACCCGAACGAGGACUUCAACCUAGACUGGGAAGGGAAAGUGAACUUAAAUACAGGGUUCAUCCUCGCGCAAAACACGCCUCGAACUUUCGAGAUAUGGGAGGGUUGGAAAUCUUGUGUGGAUGACCAUGUCCGUUUUCCUGGUUGUGAGAAGUUCAGGGAUAACUGGCCAGCUGAGCAAGGUGCAUAUUCCUCUAUAAUUCGUCACGCAUAUAACGAUCCGGAUGAUCUGCUGGUUAUACGGUGUAGCGAAGCUAAUGAGUACCCGGAAUCUGGUUCCGACUGCAUUGGCUCGUUGAAUUACCAACAUUUUUGGAUUAAGAAGGAGCAACUUUUGAAGGAUAAGGCUGUCGUACCGAUGAUGCAGUUGAUGAUGCAGAGCUUGCGGCUGGAUCUUUUGAUUGGGAAAAAUGAAGUAUUGGUGAAGAAACAGGGUUUCUAUAUUUAG